Molecule: messenger RNA, 400 nt
Organism: Meleagris gallopavo (turkey)
Lineage: Eukaryota; Metazoa; Chordata; Aves; Galliformes; Phasianidae
Source: RefSeq, a predicted model, not a curated record
GCUAAUGUUUAUCCUUCCUGCUAAUAAACCCAAAUUCAUAGGCUGGAAUUCAAGCAUGUCUGACACUGAACAGACUGAAGAAGAUAUUAAAAAGCCAUUUUUAUCAGCCCCACUGCUAGACUGGAAUGUGGUUCAGAGGAAGAUGCCCUGGAGCAUUGUGCUGCUGCUGGGAGGAGGUUUUGCUUUGGCUGAUGCAAGCGCAAACUCUGGACUCUCAGCUUGGCUGGGUCGUCAGAUGACUCCAUUAGGAUCUAUUCCACCCUGGUCCAUUGCAACAGUACUUUCCCUUAUUAUAGCGGUCUUCACCGAAUGCACCAGUAAUGUGGCCACAACCACUCUCUUCCUACCUGUCUUUUCAUCCAUGGUAAGAUUGCUUCCAUCUUGUUAUGCUAUCAACUGA